CCUAGUGGUACACGCUGGAUUAGCUUGGUGGGCGGUCGCUAUCCCGUGAAGCUUGAGCCUUGUGACUUUCCGUCGCGGCCUCCGCCAGCUGAGUCUCCGCUCCAGAUCUGCGCGGCGCCUGCUCUCUGCCCUCUCUCGCCGGAGGCGUGUCGCUCCUUUUUCCUACACGCAUCAUGUCCCAGAUCCUCAUAUCGGUGGAUUAUGAAGUGUUCGGCCGGGUACAAGGUGUGUGUUUCAGAAUGGUAAGGCAGCAUGAAGUACAUCACCUUUACAUCACUACUCUAUAAUAUUUUUGAAAAUAAAAGCAAGGCAUGUGACCUUUGCAGAGACCUCCAAGAGCCUCUGGUGCCAAGGUUUCAGUUGUAAUCUGGACAGUUAAGUAUUGUGUGUGGGGUGUAUGUGUUUUUAAUGGAGAGCCUUUUAACAAUGCAGUAGAACCCUGAUUUUAUGAACACUAGUUAUAUGAAUAACCAAAUCUCUGAGCCAUCUUAUCUGGCCAGACGGGGCGGGCGGGGGGGAAACCACACUUAGGUACGCGUAUAUGAACUUGCACAUGGUGCAAAGGCUUAAGGUUUGAGCCUACUGAUCUUACUGAGGUCCAUACUCAAGAGCGUACGGCAUGGAAAGAUUACGUAUGAGCAACACACCGUUUUUCACGAUGACCAAGAAACGCAAGCGAACUGUACUCACUUUCCAAAGCAAAAUAGAGAUUGUUGAGAGGCUCGAGAAAGGCGAAACAGCAACUGUGUUGGCAGAGGAGUUUGGAAUAGGGAAGUCCACCAUUUCUCAACUGAAGAAAAACAAAGACACCCUCCUCCAUUUUGUCUCGACAAUGGGCAGCGAAAAUGGCAAGAAGAAGCGGAAAACGAUGAAAUGCGCAAAGAACUCAACGUUAGAAGAUGCUCUCUAUGCUUGGUUUUCCCACAUGAGAAGUCUCGGCGAGCCAGUCUCGGGCCCGCUUCUGUGUGAAAAAGCCUUAGAAAUGAACAGGAAAUUGAACGGUAAUCCUGACUUCAAGGCUAGCUCAGGCUGGUUGGCACGAUUCAAAUCUCGCCAUGGGAUUCACCACCUUGGCGUCCAUCAUGACAAACUGUCUGCCGACCGGUCAGCUGCUCAGUGCCUCAAGCAGGAGUUCACGGAUUUCAAAACAGAGGAGGAGGAGGACUCUGAUGCCGAGAGCAUUUACAACACCGUCGUCGUUCCUGGCCCCUCCCAUUCAGAAGCCUACAAUGCGUUAGAAAUUGCUCUGCAGUGGCUGGAAGAUCAAGAAGAAAGUGACGUCGUGCAACUCCUGUUUUUGAAAAGCCUAAGAGAUUUGGCAGCAAAGAAGAUAGCCAGUUCUCUCAAGUAAAAAAAAUUAGCCCAGGACUUUUGGCAGCCAUAAAAGACUAAACGACUUAAUUCCCAACACAAUCCACUCAUUUGACACAUAGCUGUUGAUGUUGAUUAUGUACUGUACCACUGAAAAAUAAAUCAACAUAAGCAUUUUA
This is a messenger RNA of Hemicordylus capensis (graceful crag lizard), 1490 nucleotides long. RefSeq names its product acylphosphatase 2 (gene ACYP2). Gene Ontology annotation, molecular function: DNA binding; acylphosphatase activity. Gene Ontology annotation, cellular component: nucleus. Bases 620 to 1351 code for a protein of 243 amino acids. The record is from RefSeq and is a predicted model, not a curated record. Lineage: Eukaryota; Metazoa; Chordata; Lepidosauria; Squamata; Cordylidae. The transcript has 2 exons.